Messenger RNA from Populus trichocarpa (black cottonwood), 4760 nucleotides. RefSeq names its product ABC transporter G family member 29. Gene Ontology annotation, cellular component: membrane. The record is from RefSeq and is a predicted model, not a curated record. The transcript has 20 exons. Gene Ontology annotation, molecular function: ATP binding; ATP hydrolysis activity; ABC-type transporter activity. NCBI's taxonomy places the organism in Eukaryota, Viridiplantae, Streptophyta, Magnoliopsida, Malpighiales, Salicaceae.
UCUAAAUUCAAUUCAGAAUAAGAGAAAGAUGGAUGGUGAGGAGAAAGCGCGAGCUUCUGGCAGACGAUCAAGUCACAGCAGCUUGAGCAGAAGCAUAAGCAGGAGCUUGAUCAGGGCUGGUUGGAACAUGGAUGACGUGUUUUCUGUUGGCAGGGAUUCUAGGAGAACCAGCCUUGUCGAUGGAGAUGAAGAGGCUCUAAAAUGGGCUGCCAUAGAGAAGUUACCAACAUACAAUAGAUUAAGAACAAGUAUCAUCAAGUCUUUUGUGGAGUCCGAGGUCCAAGGCAACAAGCUGCUGCUGCAUAGAGAAGUUGAUGUGAGAAAGCUUGACAUGAAUGACAGGAAAACUUUCAUCGACAAUCUUUUUAAGGUUGCAGAGGAAGAUAAUGAAAAAUUCUUGAAAAAAUUCAGACAGAGAGUUGACAAGGCUGGAAUCGGACUCCCAACAAUUGAGGUUAGGUUUGAACAUUUAACCGUUGAAGCUGAUUGUCACAUUGGCACCAGAGCUCUUCCCACCCUUCCAAAUGCUGCAAGAAACAUUGCUGAAUCAGCUCUUGGUAUGGUUGGGAUUAAUUUGUCUGAGAGAACAAAGCUCACAAUACUCAAAGAUGCAUACGGGCUUAUAAAACCAUCAAGGAUGACUCUAUUAUUAGGGCCACCAUCCUCGGGCAAAACAACGCUUCUGUUGGCUCUAGCAGGAAAGCUGGACCCGAGUCUCAAGGUUAAAGGAGACAUAACAUAUAAUGGAUAUGGACUAGAUGAAUUUGUGCCACGGAAAUCAUCAGCAUAUAUCAGCCAAAAUGAUGCUCACAUAGGAGAAAUGACUGUGAAAGAAACCUUGGAUUUCUCAUCAAGGUGUCAGGGGGUCGGGACACGAUAUGAUCUCCUAAGUGCACUUGUAAGCAAAGAGAAGAAACGUGGAAUAUUUCCAGAGGCAGAAGUGGAUCUUUUCAUGAAGGCAACUGCAAUGGAAGGAGUUCAAAGCAGUCUUAUUACCGACUACACACUCAAAAUAUUAGGACUCGAUAUAUGCAAGGACACCGUUGUAGGAGAUGAAAUGAUACGAGGAAUAUCGGGUGGACAGAAAAAGCGAGUGACGACAGGAGAGAUGAUGGUUGGGCCCACGAAGACACUAUUCAUGGAUGAGAUAUCUACCGGUCUGGAUAGCUCCACAACAUACCAAAUAGUGAAGUGCUUGCAGCAUAUUGUGCACCACACUGAGGCCACAGUCAUUGUGUCCCUGCUCCAGCCUGCUCCUGAGACGUUUGAUCUCUUUGACGAUAUCAUCUUUUUAUCUGAAGGCCAGAUUGUGUACCAGGGCCCACGAGAGCACAUCCUUGCUUUCUUUGAGAGCUGUGGGUUCCGCUGCCCUGAGAGAAAGGGCGCUGCUGAUUUCUUACUAGAGGUUACUUCAAAGAAAGACCAAGAGCAGUAUUGGGUUGACAGAAGUAAGCCAUAUAGAUGCAUAACAGUCCCGGAAUUUGCUGAGAGGUUCAAGAGGUUCCAUGUAGGCAUGAGAAUAGAGAAUGAGCUUUCAUUGCCAUUUGACAAGUCCCGAGGCCACAAAGCAGCACUAUCAUUCUCAAAGUACACAGUUCCGAAAAUGGAACUACUCAAGGCAUGCUGGGAUAGAGAAUGGAUUUUGGUUCGGAGAAAUGCGUAUGUUUAUGUAGCCAAGACGGUCCAACUUAUUAUCAUGGCAAUUAUAGUGUCAACGCUGUUUAUAAAGUCUAAAAUGCAUACAAGAAAUGAAGAAGAUGGAGCAGUGUAUAUUGGUGCUCUUUUGUUUACCAUCAUCAUUAACAUUUUCAAUGGUUUCGCUGAGCUCACACUUGUAAUCAAGAGGCUUCCUGUUUUUUACAAGCAAAGAGAACUACAAUUCCAUCCUGCCUGGACUUUCACCCUGCCAACUUUCUUGCUGCAGCUGCCAUCGUCAAUAAUCGAGUCUCUUGUUUGGGUGUCAAUUACGUAUUACUCCAUUGGUUUUGCACCGGAAGCCAACAGGUUUUUCAAGCAACUGCUACUGGUAUUUUUCAUUCAACAAAUGGCUGCGGGCCUCUUUAGGCUUAUUGCUGGGGUCUGCAGGACCAUGAUCAUUGCCAACACAGGCGGGGCUCUCACUCUGCUCCUUGUUUUCUUGCUUGGAGGUUUCAUCUUACCUAAAGGUACCAUUCCAAAUUGGUGGGAAUGGGGUUACUGGGUUUCCCCUUUGUCUUAUGGCUACAAUGCCAUAGCUGUGAACGAAAUGUUCGCUCCCAGGUGGAUGAACAAACUGGCUUCAGACAACGCUACCAGAUUAGGCGCAGCAGUGCUCGAUAGCUUUGGUGUUUAUACUGAUAAGAACUGGUAUUGGAUAGGGACAGCUGCUAUUCUAGGUUUUGCUGUUCUAUUCAAUGUUCUCUUCACCAUUUCUCUCGAGUACUUUAGCCCUCCUGGAAAGCCACAGGCCAUAAUCUCUGAGGAAACAACAAAAGAAGGAACCACGUCAAAGAAAGGUUCACUCCCGCAGUCAUUAGCCUAACUCAAUGCUCUGUAUAAAAUGCUUGAAUUCCUUACAUGGACUUGCAAUAUAUUAGGUAAAAUUGAACUCUUGAGAAUGAGCAGCCCAUCCAAUCCCAGUGGACCAAUUAAAAAUUCUGAUUCAACUCUUGAAGCAGCAAAUGGAGUUGCUCCUAAGAGAGGAAUGGUCCUCCCUUUCACUCCUCUUUCCAUGUCCUUCGACGAUGUGAAUUAUUUUGUGGACAUGCCUCCUGAAAUGAAGGAGCAAGGAGUUCCAGAGGAUCGGUUGCAGCUACUUCGAGAAGUAACAGGAGCUUUUAGGCCUGGAGUCCUCACGGCAUUAAUGGGAGUCAGUGGAGCUGGAAAGACCACACUGAUGGAUGUUUUGGCCGGAAGAAAGACUGGUGGAUACGUUGACGGUGAUAUUAGAAUUUCCGGGUUCCCCAAGAAGCAGGAAACGUUUGCAAGAAUUUCUGGGUAUUGCGAACAGAAUGAUAUCCACUCUCCUCAAGUCACUGUUAAAGAAUCAUUGAUUUAUUCAGCAUUUCUUCGUCUCCCUAAAGAAGUCGGUAAACAAGAAAAGAUGAAUUUUGUGGAUGAAGUGGCGGAAUUGGUAGAGCUGGACAAUCUCAAGGACGCUAUAGUUGGGCUUCCAGGAAUUAUAGGGUUGUCCACAGAACAGAGAAAGAGAUUAACAAUAGCAGUGGAGCUGGUUGCUAAUCCCUCCAUCAUUUUCAUGGAUGAACCAACUUCUGGUCUUGAUGCAAGGGCAGCUGCCAUUGUUAUGAGGACUGUGAGAAACACCGUGGAUACUGGAAGAACAGUUGUCUGUACGAUUCAUCAACCUAGCAUUGACAUCUUUGAAGCCUUUGAUGAAUUGUUAUUAAUGAAGAGGGGAGGACAAGUAAUAUACUCUGGAACAUUGGGUCGAAAUUCUUGCAAGAUCAUUGAGUACUUUGAGGCCAUUCACGGAGUCCCUAAAAUAAAAGAGAAGUACAAUCCAGCAACAUGGAUGCUAGAAGUGAGUUCAGCUGCAGUUGAGGUCCGGCUUGGAAUGGACUUUGCAGAACACUACAAAUGUUCAUCUUUGUAUCAGAGAAACAAGGCGUUGGUGAAGGAGUUGAGCACGCAAAAGCCAGGAGCAAAAGACCUGUAUUUUGCCACACGGUAUUCGGAGUCAAUAUGGGGACAGUUCAAAUCUUGCCUCUGGAAGCAGUGGUGGACAUACUGGAGAACUCCUGAUUAUAACCUUGUUAGAUACAUCUUUACCUUGCUUUGUGCUCUUAUGGUUGGUAGCAUAUUCUGGAAGAUUGGGACUAGAAGGGAGAGCUCAAGUGAUCUGUCUAUGAUUAUCGGUGCCAUGUAUUCUUCUGUCUUGUUUGUUGGUAUUAACAACUGCCAAACAGUACAACCAGUGGUAGCUGUUGAAAGAACGGUGUUUUACCGAGAAAAAGCAGCUGGGAUGUAUGCUGCAUUACCUUAUGCCAUUGCACAGGUUGUUUGUGAAAUACCAUACGUAUUUGUUCAAGCUACUUAUUAUACACUAAUUGUAUAUGCCAUGGUGGCCUUUGAAUGGACUGCAGCCAAAUUCUUCUGGUUCUUCUUCAUCAAUUUCUUCUCCUUCCUUUACUUCACGUACUACGGAAUGAUGGCUGUUGCCGUCACCCCAAACCACCAAAUAGCAGCCAUCUUUGCAGCAACAUUCUAUUCUCUCUUCAAUCUUUUCUCUGGCUUCUUUAUACCAAGACCGAAAAUUCCCAAGUGGUGGGUCUGGUACUAUUGGAUUUGCCCUGUAGCGUGGACAGUAUAUGGACUGAUUGUGUCCCAGUAUGGCGAUGUUCUUGACACCAUUGAAGUUCCUGGUUAUGAUGAUAAUCCUCAAAUAAAGUUUUAUAUACAAGACCAUUUUGGGUUUGACCCAGAUUUCAUGGGGCCGGUUGCUGCGGUAUUAAUUGGCUUUACAGUCUUCUUUGCAUUUUUGUAUGCCUUCUGCAUAAGGACACUGAACUUCCAGGCAAGAUAGGCAGCAAGAUUUGUAUGUCAAGCUGAGCUUGGAGAUAUAUAAUAGGUAGCAAUGUUUUAUUAUUGUAUUCAACAAUGAAGAGAAUCAAAAUGUAGAGUGAUCCAAUCUCUUUAUAGUUUAAAACUGGGAAAAACUUGAGAUAACAAGUUGUUAUUUUGAGGUGGCCUUCCAUGACUGUUUAGAUGACAUUUAAGAGGUUGUUCGCUGAUGAAAAGUAUUUUUCAUUUUUUAACUCCAA